Messenger RNA from Fusarium coffeatum, 1989 nucleotides. RefSeq lists its product as uncharacterized. The record is from RefSeq and is a predicted model, not a curated record. NCBI's taxonomy places the organism in Eukaryota, Fungi, Ascomycota, Sordariomycetes, Hypocreales, Nectriaceae. The transcript has 3 exons. The coding region runs from base 1 to 1989 and encodes 662 amino acids.
AUGACCCGCGGCGGGCGAACAAGUUCGGCCCCUCGGAGGCCAGUUGACUUGACUAGCAACCUCUCUGUCGCCGAGAAAAACGAUCUGACGACCCUGAUCACAGCUAUUACCGAGAAAUUACACAAUGAUAUUAGUAUCAUCUUUGAUUCGCCUCCAGUCACCCCUACUCUCGGAGACUUGAGCUUGAAUAACAUUGAUCAAGUUGACAUCGGACAUCAUCACUGGCUGGCUCUAUCACUCCAGACAAAUGGCAAAGAGAAUGUCGACCCAAGACACUCGAAUGCGGGAAAUGGGAUGCCCAAAAUCACACGAACACACAACACUGCAGCUCCAUCUGCUGGUAAGGAGGAAUCAGAGGCUAUCACACCACAACUGAGGGAACUAAAGAAGGAGGCUUUGGUAUUCUUCAGAAAGUGGCAGUCAAUCUUUCUGCAGCGCCUUCGUGAUAUCAGCGUCACGGAAUCGAACGGUUCUCAGUCUAACAUGCGGGGCCGUGGCCGUGGCAAUGCAAGAGGUGCACGAGGUGGUCGUGCCGCUCGUGGUGGACGAGGAGGGGGUCGUGGAGGUCUGACCUUGGCUACCGGUCCCCCCAAAGUACCAUCAGCGCAUGUCGAUCGUGAAUUAUCCCGACGGUUUCCCCCAAUCCCAACCUCUCUCUGGACUCUUCCAUUGGACAAACGGAAGCUUCUACUUCAUAUUUCACUGUUGAUUGUCAUCUCUCUUCAGGAGUACACUGCAUAUGCACGAAUGACACUUCUUAACCUUACCUCAUCGCUCAACCUUCCUUUGAGAGUGCUACAUGAGGAAGAAAAACGAAUCGCCCAAGGUUUCAGUCAACUGGCAGUUGAUUCAGCCUUUGAACAGGCUUCGCAGCAGAGCCAGGAUGAGAACAAGCCGGUUCUGAAGUCAAAGGCACGCAUAGCUGCCAUGACUGGUCCUUUCAGACUUGGAACCCAACUUAUCGCUGUAGGCAUCGGGACAGCUCAUGGCGGACACGGCUUGAGACUUCCAACAGCUGCAGGGUUAUUGGGGCCCAUGGCGGAUAAUGGUCCAUCCACUGGCUCUAUGCUAGGAAUAUACACAGCAAGACCGACUAACAAGAUGAUCGAGUCUUUUGCUCGUGAAAUUCAAGAUUUUGGCCUCGUGCCUCUUCGGGACGAAUUUCAGGGGGAUUAUGUAGAUGCAACGGCAAUCCCAUCUACGUCCCGACGCCUUCGCCUAGUCAUUGCUAUCAAUGGAUGGGUGACUGAUCAAGACAACCUCACAGGAUCUUGGAAGAUCCUUGGUGAUAAUGCAGAGGUGUAUAUUUUGCGAUGGGAGAUGACCGUCCUUAGCAAUAUAGGCACUGCACUUGAGACAGUUGUCAAGAGUUCAGCUUGGGCUGCAGCAAAGCAAGCUAUCUCUUCACGAACAAUUUUCAGAAACCUUAUCGAGGCAACGUGGCCAAUGGAACUUAUGAAAGUGAGCAAGAUCAUCGAUAACCCCUGGAGCAUGGGGAUGGUUCGCGCCGAAAAGGCUGGUGCCGUUCUUGCGGACGCAGUCAUGCGCAGCAAGAUCCAGGGCGAUCGCCCCGUGUCUCUUGUUGGGUUUAGCCUAGCGGCUCGAGCUAUCUAUGUAUGCCUUAUGAUACUCGCUGAACGUCGUCAGUUUGGCCUCGUCGAUUCUGUGGUCUUAAUGGGUACGCCAGCUCCUUCAGAGAGCCGUGUUUGGUUGACCUUGAAGAGUGUUGUAUCCGGUCGUCUGGUCAAUGUCUACUCGGAGAGUGACUAUCUUCUCGGGUUUUUAUAUCGCACUUCCAACAUUCAUUUCGGACUGGCGGGCCUCCAAAAGAUCCAAGGUGCAGACGGUGUCGAGAAUCACAACGUUAGCAACCUUGUGAAUGGACACUUGCGCUAUUCGACUCUUGUUGGCAAGAUUCUUAAAGACAUUCAUUGGGAGGACCUAGACCUGAACGCCUGGAAAGCGGAGAAGCUGCGCAGGACCACUUAG